Messenger RNA from Diachasmimorpha longicaudata, 1669 nucleotides. RefSeq names its product NADPH:adrenodoxin oxidoreductase, mitochondrial (gene dare). Gene Ontology annotation, biological process: ubiquinone biosynthetic process. Bases 155 to 1654 code for a protein of 499 amino acids. The record is from RefSeq and is a predicted model, not a curated record. Lineage: Eukaryota; Metazoa; Arthropoda; Insecta; Hymenoptera; Braconidae. Gene Ontology annotation, cellular component: mitochondrion. The transcript has 6 exons.
UCAUUUUAUUAUCGAAUUUACUAUGGAAAGAGAUGAAAAGUGAAGAGAUUCACGGUUCCGAUAGCUCCUGAGCGUUUCAAUGUGACCUGGUUCACCGUAGAAAGUAUUCCCUUCUCCGCACUACUGGACUCACAACUACUCAAGGAUUAAUUCAAUGAUGAGGAGCGUCCGGAUACUCCGGUCCAUUCGACAUUACUCGAGUUAUGCUGCAACACCAAGAGUUUGCAUUGUGGGAGCUGGACCUGCCGGUUUUUAUGCCGCCCAGCAAUUAAUAAAGGCGUCCAACGACGUGGAAGUCGACAUUCUAGAGCGUUUGCCUGUUCCCUUUGGCCUAGUAAGAUUUGGAGUUGCUCCGGAUCAUCCAGAAGUUAAAAAUGUCAUCAAUACGUUCAAUAAAACAGCGAAGAACCCCCGGGUCAAGUUCCUGGGGAAUAUUAAUGUGGGGAAGGAUGUGACUGUCGAGGACUUAAAGAGGAAUUAUCACGCAGUUCUAUUGACUUAUGGAGCUGAACAGGAUAGAGUUCUAGGAAUUCCAGGAGAAGAUCUGUCCAAUGUUAUCUCUGGACGUGAGUUCGUGGGCUGGUACAAUGGAUUACCGGCGAAUAAAAAUUUGAACAUUAAUUUAGACGUUGAAGAGGCUGUUGUGCUGGGCCAGGGGAAUGUUGCGGUUGAUAUCGCGAGGAUUUUAUUGACUCCUAUCGAUGAGUUGAAGAAAACAGAUAUAACUUCUCACGCCCUGGAGCAGCUCUCCUGCAGCAGAAUCCGGCGCGUCCGGAUGGUGGGCCGACGAGGACCCCUCCAGGUGGCCUUCACCAUAGCAGAGCUUCGAGAGAUGACAAAGCUCAAGAGUUGCUGUACCAUCUGGCGCCCGGAGGACUUCGCAAGAGUCUCCGACGUCGUGCCAAGUCUUGUAAGACCCAGGAAACGACUCACAGAGCUCAUGCUAAAAAAUCUUUCCGAACAGGAGGGUCAGCCCUCAGGGCUCAAACAAUUCGCCCCAAUUUUCCUCCGGGGACCGCGGGAAAUCGUGGGCUCCACUUCGGUGGAACAUAUUAAACUCUCAGUGAAUCGACUAGAAGGUGAGGACGUUCUCAACCAGAGAGCAGUGGCCACGGAGGAGGUGGAGGAUAUUCCCUGUGGCCUAGUGCUCCGCAGCAUCGGAUAUAAAUCAGUCCCGAUUGAUCCGUCAGUUCCCUUCGAUUCCGAACGAGGGAGAAUCGAUAACUCCUCUGGAAAAAUUGGUGAUUGUCUUUAUGCAGCUGGGUGGGUGGCCACUGGGCCCGUGGGGGUGAUCCUCUCGACCAUGACGAAUGCGUUUAAUGUUGGUGGCUUGAUUUUUGAGGAGCUGGAGGCCAGGGAGGUGAAGCCAGGGGCGGAGGAAGUCGUGAGGAUCCUCAGGAGCAAGGGAAUUCGACAUGUGUCUUAUGAGGAGUGGGAGAAAAUUGAUAAAGUCGAGCAGGAGAGGGGGAAACUCAAGGGAAAACCGAGGGAAAAAAUCGUGGAUGUGGAUGAAAUGCUAGAGUUUAUUGGAAGACCCGAUUCAGUGGGUGAUUCUCGUCCUGAGUAUCCCCAAAACCAGGGUCGUUCGUGUUACAGGAGGAGGAAUAGAAAGGAAAGUGACGAAAAAAAAUAUUCAAGAUUUGUGAAACACUAAAAAUCGAUUUUAGAU